This is a messenger RNA of Ruditapes philippinarum (Manila clam), 1001 nucleotides long. RefSeq names its product ribonuclease H2 subunit A-like. The record is from RefSeq and is a predicted model, not a curated record. Gene Ontology annotation, biological process: mismatch repair; DNA replication, removal of RNA primer. Gene Ontology annotation, cellular component: ribonuclease H2 complex. The coding region runs from base 62 to 952 and encodes 296 amino acids. NCBI's taxonomy places the organism in Eukaryota, Metazoa, Mollusca, Bivalvia, Venerida, Veneridae. The transcript has 8 exons. Gene Ontology annotation, molecular function: RNA-DNA hybrid ribonuclease activity; RNA binding.
AAUUAGCGGCAUUCAUCCUAGGUUCGUAAUGCCAUUUCGCGCGUAAAAGCAACAAAUAGAGAUGGAUCAAACAUCAUUUGAGAACGAUAACACAAGUAAUUGCAUUAUCGGAUCUGAGGUACCGGAUGCCACGAAGUCAGAACCAUGCUGGCUUGGUAUAGACGAAGCUGGACGUGGACCCGUGUUAGGUCCAAUGGUAUAUGGUACUUGUUAUAGUCCAAUUUGUAAGAAACAAGAUCUUGAGGAUCUAAAAUUCGCAGACUCAAAGACACUCACUGAAGAACAGCGUGAAAGUAUUUUCGAGAAAUUGAAUGGAGCAAAAGAAUUGAUUGGCUGGAUGGUGGAAAUACUCUCCCCAACAUAUAUAUCAAAUAGCAUGCUCAGAAGAUCUAAGUAUAACUUAAAUGCUUUGUCACAUGAUUGUGCGAUUGGUUUAAUACAGAGAGUUCUUGAUCAAGGUGUGAAUGUUGCAGAGAUAUAUGUGGAUACAGUUGGGGAUCCAGUAAAAUAUCAGGACAAAUUGAAAGCAUUAUUUCCAAGUAUAGAUAUAACAGUUGCUAAGAAAGCUGAUGCAGAUUAUCAAAUUGUUGGAGCUGCUAGUAUAUGUGCUAAGGUGGCUCGAGACAAAGCUGUAAAGAGUUGGAGUUUUGGAGAAAAUAUAGAAACAGAUGGAAACUAUGGUUCUGGUUACCCUAGUGAUCCAAGCACAAAGAAGUUUAUGUCCGCCAGUCUUGAUCACAUUUUUGGAUUUCCACAGUUUGUGAGGUUCAGUUGGUCUACUGCAGAUAAAAUCAUACAAAAAAAUGGAGCCACAUUUAAAUGGGAAGAUGAUGAAGAAGAAGAGAAUCAAAAUGUACAGUCACUAAUUAAGUUCAUGGGUAAAAAAGACGAGGCUACAAACAGACAUAGAUUCUAUAAAGAAAGAUGCCUUAGUAAUGUUACAAAUCUUUAGCACAUUGUUAUUGUUAAAAUUUAUUUAAUCUAAUAAACUAUCGCAUGAA